GUUAUUGUUUUAUUACUGUUAGUAUUAUUUUAUUACUAUUAUUUUUAAUAUCGAAUUUUUAUCGGUGUUUGUUAUUGUUUAUUAUCAUUAGAAUUAUAUUAUGACUAAUGUAAUAGUGUGAUUGCAUAUUUAUAAAGUUGUUUGAAUUAAUUUAUCAUCAAAAGGAAACGACGUUUCAUUGUGUUUACUAUAGUUUCACAAUGGCCAUAUUAAUUCUAAUUAAUUGUUAAUAUUGCUCAUAUAAAAAUAUUAAAAAAUGGAGAAAUCAGAUCAGAAGAAUACAAAAAAUAAUAUGACAGAAAUUCCAAAAUAUGGAUUUAAAGUGAAAUUAAAUCAUAAAUUUCCUGAGAAAUGGUCUCAAGCUGUAAAACCAAGAAUUAAACAAAUUCCACAAUUUAUAUCAUUAGGAUGGAGAUAUAUGAUGUAUUAUCGUCAAAUAAAGAGGAAAGGUCGUGUACCUAUGAUGGAUUAUAUUAAUACAAAAACAGGUUUACAAAUGUAUGGUGCACCAAUCGGUGGAAUUGGAGGUGGUACAAUUGGUCGCGGUUUCAAAGGCGAAUUUUGUCGAUAUGCACUCCAGCCAGGAAUGUAUAAAUAUAACACGAUUCUUGCUAAUCAAUUUAUUGUCACCAUUAGUGAUACCGAUGGAAAUGUUGUUUAUAAUCAGGUUCUAUCUACACACAAGCCUUGUAAGCAUUUAAAGCAGUGGAAAUGGGAAUUUAAAGGUGAAAAUGCAACAUAUACGGCGUUAUAUCCUCGUUCAUGGACCGAGUACAAUAUUGAGGAUCCAGCAGUAAAAUUAGUUUGUCGUCAAAUUUCGCCAGUGAUUCCUCAUAAUUAUUAUGAUAGUUCUUUGCCUUGUGCUGUUUUUAUAUGGAGCGUUGAGAAUAAUUCUUCGCAAGAUUUGAAUGUCAGUAUAACAUUUACUUUUCAAAGUGGAACAGGUGACGUGAAGGAUAAUCGAGGAGACAAAUGGAGCGAGCGUUUUGAGAUUGCUGAUAUUGAUGAUGAUAUUUAUGGUGUGAUGAUCCAUCAACAAAUUCGAGGAAUGCCGUGUACAUAUGGAAUCGGUUCGAGGUCAAAAAAAGGUGUAAAUGUAACUAGAAAAUUAGCUUUCGAUCCUCAAGGUAAUGGCGCAAGUGUAUGGGAUGAUCUUGAGGAGGAAGGUUCUCUAAAAGAAGAUGCGACGUCGACUUCACCAAAGACAAAGCAGGCAAUUGGCGCUGCAGUUUGUAGUCGUAUUUUCGUGAAAUCCAACGAUAAAAGUGAAAUUGAAUUCAGUCUUGUUUGGGACAUGCCAAAAAUUAAUUUCCAUUGUAAAAUGCGAGAAUAUUUAAGAUAUUACACGAAGUUCUUUUACGAGCCGGAUAGAUCGUCAGCACCGGAAAUUGCUCGCUAUGCACUAUCGCAUUAUAAAUUAUGGGAAAGGGAUAUUUAUCGUUGGCAACAAAGUAUUUUAGAAGAUGUUAAUUUACCCGAUUGGUAUAAAUCAGCUUUAUUUAAUGAAUUAUACUAUAUUUCGGAUGGAGGGACAAUUUGGUUGAGAACUGAUGAGAGCGAUAAUUUUGAGCCAACAGAUCCACGAAUUGAAUAUGGUCGAUUCGCUUAUCUUGAGGGUCACGAAUAUAGAAUGUACAAUACUUAUGAUGUGCAUUUUUAUGCUGCAUUUGCUUUGGCUCAACUGUGGCCUAAUCUACAAGCGUGUAUUCAAUAUGAAUGUAGGGAUAAUGUUCAUAUGGAGGAUCCUACAGUUUGGAAUACAUUAUACGAUGGAAUAAGACAACCGAGAAAAAGAAAAGAUACGGUUCCUCAUGAUAUGGGCGAUCCUGAUGAGGAACCGUUUAAAUUACUUAAUGCUUACAAUAUUCACGAUGUGUCAGAUUGGAAAGAUUUGAAUCCAAAAUUUGUUUUAACCUGCUUUCGAGAUUACAGUUUGAGUAAAAAUUUCCAACAACUUGUGGACUUUUGGCCGACAAUUAGAAAUGUUGUUAAUCAUUGUUUAUUAUGGGAUACGGAUAAUGAUGGAUUAAUUGAAAACGGUGGUUUUCCUGAUCAAACUUUUGACACUUGGGUGAUGAAAGGUCCUAGUGCUUAUUGCGGAAGUUUAUGGCUCGCUUCGCUUUAUUGCGCCUCGAAAAUGGCCAUUCUUUUGGGGGAAGAUGAUGAUGCGAAAAGGUAUCAGGAAAUAUUAGAGAAGGGAAAAGCAUCUUUUCACGAGAAACUCUGGAAUGGUGAAUAUUACAAUUUUGAUAGUGGUAAAUCAGAACACAAAAUGUGUAUAAUGAGUGAUCAACUUUGUGGACAAUGGUUUUUGCGAGCAUCUGGUUUUAAGCAUGAGGUUUUUCCUGAGGAUAAGGUGAAAUCUUCAUUGGAAACGAUUUUUAAUAAUAAUGUUAUGAAGUAUAAAAAUGGAGAGCAAGGAGCAGUAAAUGGAUAUGUUCCUUCGUUAGGAAUUGAUAUGGUGACGCCGCAGAGUGAGGAAAUGUGGACAGGUGUUACUUACGGUCUAGCAGCUUUAAUGAUUCACGAAGGAAUGAUUAGGGAGGGAUUUAAAACAGCGGAAGGUGUUUAUCGAACUGUUUAUGAGAAAAUUGGAAUGGGUUUCGAAACACCGGAGGCACUUUACGAGAAUAAAUUUUAUAGAGCAAUAGGUUAUAUGAGACCUUUGUCAAUUUGGGCAAUUCAUCUUGCCUGGACUUCGAGGAAAAGAAAGUGAUAAUUUGUUGCCUUUGUCUAAAAAAGUAUACAUAAUAAGAGUAGAUGGACAGGUAACGUUUUUUAACACUUGCGUAAAUGUUGUACAAUAUUAAUGUCUGUUCGUUAACAAUUUUAGUUUCAAUUUCAGUGUUCAAGUUGAAUUUCUUCAAAUAUGUUCCAUUUUUAUACAAUAUAUUUACAACUGUGAUUUUUUAAUCAACUUUUCUCAAUAAAUAGUAGGAUACAUUAAUCCGAUAUGCCAUUUAAAAAAAAUGUUUUAUAUGGAAUCUUUUAAAAAUAUUUUUAAAACAUUUUUUAAAAAAUUUUUUAAAAAUAUUUUUAAAAUCUUUUAAAAAUUAGGUUUUAAUUUUCUUGCUACUUAAUAAAUACUGAUUUUAUGAAAAUUCGUGAGAUUUAAUUCUAUCUCAUUGUUCUUUCUCUAACGAACAAAAGAAAAUAAUCGGUAAGCAUUAAUGUAUCCUAUUAUUUUUUUUCUAAUUAAAAAUAAAGUGGUUUGAAUUUUUUUCUACCACUGAUAGGCAGUCAGGAAAGAAACUUAAUUCUCAAGAAAUAGACAAUAAAAUUGGACUAAAGGCAUCGAAAUGUUGUUACUGUUUUUAACAAUUGAAACUAUAAUUUUUACAAUUUUAUAAGUUGUUAGAUUUUUUACUAUAUAUUUCACCUUCUUUUGUAAUUUUUACAUUUUUACUGUCUGUUUCUUAUUGUAUAGUAACGUUGCUAAUGUUCAAGUUUAUAAUCAAUGAUUUAGAAGAAAAAAUAUUUUUUCCUGGUACAUAAAAUUUUCAUAAAUUUUAUUUUAAACUGUUUUGUAUACUUUUUAGAAAAAUCACUUA
Messenger RNA from Leptopilina heterotoma, 3551 nucleotides. RefSeq names its product non-lysosomal glucosylceramidase. Lineage: Eukaryota; Metazoa; Arthropoda; Insecta; Hymenoptera; Figitidae. Bases 257 to 2716 code for a protein of 819 amino acids. The record is from RefSeq and is a predicted model, not a curated record. Gene Ontology annotation, molecular function: beta-glucosidase activity; glucosylceramidase activity. The transcript has 14 exons. Gene Ontology annotation, cellular component: membrane. Gene Ontology annotation, biological process: glucosylceramide catabolic process; carbohydrate metabolic process.